UGUUUUUGACGUUUCUAAUGAAAUAUGCAGAUACCAGUGAAAGUGCAGAAGGCAAGAAAGCUAACUUACAGUACCUGCAAUAUUUAUAUGAUGGGUGCAUUGUGCCCAUAAAUCUGUUCAUCUGUCAGUGCAACGCUGAUGGCAGUAAACUGGGUGAAUGGGCCAUUAUUGAGUUACAAGGAGACCUUCGGAACAGAUCAAAUGACACUCUACACUCCCAGUUGAUUGGAGACUUGCAUUACACAGAAAAGGGAGCUCCUGUUCUAAUAGUUGGCCAUCAUAUCCUUUAUGGCAAGGAACAAGCACUGGAGAAACCAUUUAUUGUGGCAGAGCGUGUCAGGCACAAGUCAGAAGAUAGCACCAGAACUGAGUACCUUGUGCGUGCUGUUGUAAAAAGGAAACUUCUCUUCAAGUCGCGUCCAAAACCCAUUAUUGCAACAGUAAAUAAAUCUGUUUGAACAUUACGAAGAAUGGUUUGAAAUGUGUCGACUGUAUAUUUUAUUUUAUGUGUACCAUAUAUUGUGUAGCUUAUUCAAUAGGCUCAUCCAACCCUUAUGUAUGGAACUGUCUAAAGAUUUUUUAUAGUAUAUGUUGUAAAUAUUUUGAAGAAAACUCCAAUAAACAUGAUAAAA
Messenger RNA from Schistocerca nitens (vagrant locust), 632 nucleotides. Its product is annotated as chromosome transmission fidelity protein 8 homolog. The transcript has 5 exons. Bases 18 to 458 code for a protein of 146 amino acids. NCBI's taxonomy places the organism in Eukaryota, Metazoa, Arthropoda, Insecta, Orthoptera, Acrididae. Gene Ontology annotation, cellular component: Ctf18 RFC-like complex. Gene Ontology annotation, biological process: mitotic sister chromatid cohesion. The record is from RefSeq and is a predicted model, not a curated record.